GCAUUUGCUUGGCUGUCGUUGCUGCUUGUUGAAUUCAUCCUCCUUGACUUUGCCCUUGCUCCUGACUUUGACAUGACGACGGUCGAACGGAAGGAGCAGAUCGCCACAUGGAAUGGCGAUGCCAGUUCGUGGUUGGAGUAUGUGAAGAGAGUGAGACUCCAAUAUGAAAGAACUGAACCUCGAAAGCGGAAGCUUCUAGGUUCCUCGAAGAGAAGGUCAGAUGUCACGACCCCACAUGCAGGAGCCAAUGAUGAUUUUGCGACUUUCCCUGAAUUCGAGGAGCACACCAACCCUGGCCACCAGGAGCCCCUGGAAGAUCCAGAAUCCUUUGAUCCCAAUGCGCCCUAUCAUGAACUCCCUCAAGAUGAUGAACAAAACCGCACAUGGUCUUCCGAAGAGUGGCGGCAAUGGCGCCGCGACCAGUGGAAGAAGUGGAAGAGCGAUGACCAGGCCAGCACAUGGCCUGAUGAUGAUGAAGAAGAAGCUCCCAUUAAGUGGGAGCAGUUCGACUAUGGAGAUGUUCAGAUCCUGCCAUCCGAAAUCCUUGGAUGGUUGCUCCUUCGCCGCUCAGGUCUCCCAGCUGCCGCUAGGCUUUCAGUGCUGUCAGCGAUUUCCAACCAAUUGGACUUGGACACGGUCGAAAGGGCCAUGAGAGACCAGGAGGAGGAGCUGCUGCUGGCUGAGCAGCAUCGGAGUCGGGACCACGGAAGUAGGAGACAGAGAUCCUUUUGGGUUGAACAAGACCACCAAUGGGGCCUCGUCAAUCCCUCUGAAGACCUCGAUGACGUGGAUGAGAGCAUGAUCAUGUGGGUUGGUGAUCGUCUUCCCCCUGAACUCCAACCUUCAUGGGAUGAGACCCCCUCCGAAACCGCGUGGACGACCUGGACUCCUGACGGACAAGAACUCUCCUGGCAGUGGCAUGACGACGACUUCUAUGCCCAGGACUCUUCAGGAGCUUUCUGGUCCUGGACAGAGACUAAGGAUUGGCUGGAUUUGGAAGAGUGUCUCGCUGUCACUCCCGCUGAUUCAGAAGAGCUUUUGCAUGCGUAUGCCACCUUCAAUGAUCGCAUUCGAACCUUCCGAGAGAGCCGACAGUUGAACCAUGCCAAACAACAGUCUAGAGGCUACUAUCCCAUGGGCCUCUUGAAAGGAAAGGGUAAAGGAAAAGGCUCUAAGAGCAAAGGAAAGCAGAAGAGAGUGCCAGUCCUUUUGAGCGUCCGCACUUUGCGGAAGCUCGGUGCUGUGAUUGACAUGGCGACCAACACCAUGCACCUCAAGAAUGGCUACCUGCCCAAGGAUGCAGAGGAGAAACCGAUGGUGGCGCCGUCAACACCCUCUACUACGACCUCGACCUCGACUUCGGUGACCAAGGAGAAAGCAAAGGCCAAAUCUUCCAAGGCCAAGACCCGAGUGCCCAGCUCCGAGAAGUACGACUACGAGAGGAUGACCGGACCAGAUCCCCGAGAUCCUCGCACUCAGGGCUUCCCCUGUUGGGGAAAUCAUCAGAAGAUGCCGGAAGGAAGAGGCAGUCUGAGCGGGCGCAAUGGACACGGUCGUUGGAGCGUGUGCCAGAAGUGCCGGUUGAGGCUGGAGUACAUCCCCACGUUCGGCGCCAAAGGCACCUUCCGACAGGCAGGUCCACUCCCCAAGGACGUCGAGACGGUGGUUCAGCAGGUUGGCACGGCUGUGGAAGACCACCCUCCGGCUCGCGAGAUGCUGAACACCAAGGCUGUGGGCCUGAUCGGAGCCGAAGAGUCCAUGCGCCGACGACUGCAGCAGCUGGAGAACGAGAAGAGUGCUUUGAAGCCGAAGCCUCGCCCCGGAGAAAGUCCUCGCACCAGUCCUCAGACCUACCAGUCUCUCAGCGAAGAGAGCAAGAAGGCCGUGAAGCGCGAGAACGAGAAGGCAGCGGAAUCUCAGGAAUCGAGCGAGGGCUGGUCCCAGGAGUACAAGGACUUCGAACCCGUGACCAACAUCCUGACUGAUGAGCAGAAGAGUCGUUUGCAGUACCAGGCCACGGAGUUCCUUGCCGAGGCCUACAGUGCUAUGGAGCAGUUCCCUGAGGAGAAUUUCGAGAUCUCUUUGAUGGAGCUAUGUUGCCCUCCUGACUCACGACUGACGCAGACCUUUCUGGAUCAUGGCAAGCAAGCUAUUCGUAUUGGCCUGCCGGCCAUUGACUUCAGCCACAAGAAGGGACUUCACGAAGUGCUUCAGAUGAUAGAUCGGUGGAAACCGAAGGUUUUGUGGAUCUCUUUGCCAUGCGGUCCCUACUCGCCCAUCCAGGAGCUCUUCAACGAAAGCACCCCAGAGAGCUUGGCAAAGAGCUUGGAACGAAAGAAGCGGGCCAAGAAGUUGAUCCACCAUGGAAUUGAAGCCGCUGAGCACCAGAUCACUCGUGGUGGUGAAGUUGCUUGGGAAUGGCCCGUGAACAACCGUGGGUGGACCCUGCCUCGCGUUCGAGCUUUCUUUGAGAAGCUGGCUGCAUCGGGCUCCGACUUUGGGGCACGAGUUGAUGGUUGCGCACAUGGCCUGAAGGGCCCAAAGGGCCUACCAGUGAAGAAGCCUUGGAGGAUUCGCACGACAUCCUCGACCCUGGCUGGAGCGCUUCAUCGACUUUGUCCAGGCCAUGAACAACAUGAAGAGUGCCUCGGAGGAAAGACGGCCCGCGACUCCGGGUUUUAUCCACAGAGCAUGUGCAAUGUCAUCUACAAGUCCGUCGUGGAGAUGAUGGCUUGCGGAAAGAACUUCAACGUCUUCCCCUCGGCGUACCCGAUCUUCGACACCAAGGAUUUGGAGGACCUGGAGGAGAAGAAGAAGAGCGUCCGUCUGCUUUCAGAAGAUGAGAAGAAGCAGGCAGGCAAGUUGGUGGACAGGCUGCGCAAAAAGACGGGUCAUCCUUCCAAUGCAGCCCUGGCAGGAGUUCUUCGACAUCGAGGUGCUCACCCUGAGAUCAUCCAAAUGGCCUCACAACACCAUUGCAGCGAAUGUCAAGAGCUGAGAGCCGCACCUUUGCACGCCGCGGCCACCCUCGAGAAGAGUGACACCUUGUGGGAAGUUUUGGUGGUGGACAACAUGCAGUUCACCGCUGACGGUGCGACCCACCACUACAUGGUGAUGAUGGAUGAAGCGUCGAGAUUGGUUUGCGCUCACCAUUUGUUUUCACAUGACCCUGAGGAAAGCCGCAAUGCCACAGCACAAGAAGUCAUGGAUGGUUUAGGCACGUGGUUUUUGCACUAUGGCAUGCCGGCCAAGGUGCGGAUGGACGCUGAAGGAGCCUUCCGGUCAACCCUUUUGGGGCAGUGGUGUAGCGAGAGGGGCCUGGAGCUUUUGUUUUGCGCAGCUGAAGACCAUGGUCAAAUUGGUUUGGUGGAGCGGGCAAUCUCAACUUUGAAGAGCACUAUCCGCCAGAUCCUUCAAGGCGGAGACCACAGUGUGAAAGAGGCUGUGAUUGCUGCAUGUUGCACCCACAACUCCAUGGAGCGCAUCGGGGGCUACUCCCCCUACCAGUGGGCCUUCGGACGACAGCCCACUUUGACCGGACGGAUGCAUGACCGCGGACAUGACGAUCCGUGGUGGACCUCAUCAGCAGUUCCUGGCUCGAGCAUGAUGCAGAACCUCCGUUUGCGCGUGAAGGCCCAACAAUCCUUCCUGCAGGCUCAAGCUCACGAGUUGAUCUCUCGAGCGUCCAACUCCAAGACAAGGAAAGAGCAGAUCUUCUUGCCGGGAGAUCUAGUCUAUUUCAAGAGGAUCAAGCCGCCGGCACAGUCUCAAGCACUGAUGAGGAUGCCUUUCAAACUCUGGAGGUGGUACGGUCCUGCACGUGUCUUGGCUAGUGAGACCCGCACUGACAGUUUUGGCACACAGCGCAAACCGAGCAACAUUGUUUGGAUAGUUUCCCAAGGGAGACUGAAGCGGUGCUCACCCUCUCAGCUGAGACACGCCUCGGCUCGCGAGAAGGUCAUUGCGGAAGGCAUGAGCGCCCCCACAGCUGUGUGGACGUUCCAUUCCCUCGCCCGGGACAUUUUGAAGGGCGAAUAUGAAAUUUUGGACGACCAAAUGUUCCCUGAGGACGUCACUGCAAAGGGACCUCAGAGAGCGACUCGACGCUCCCAAUCGUUGGGCAGGGCACCAAUGACACCUGUUCCGGCUACACCCACGACUACCCGGCGAAGUUCUUCCGUUCCUAGGACCCCGGUGUUGCGGACCCCAGAAGAUGUCCGAGGGACCCGAGAAGAUGUCCCAAAUAAGACCUCAAACAAGAUUAGGAGCGAGAUGUCUGGCGGUGAAGAGGCACACCGUGGAGCCAGUUCAUCAGAGGCACCAAAAGAAAGAGAGAAGAAAGUGCCUAAGCUAGAGUCGGUAGCUAGGGAUGUAGACCGUAGUGAUCUUCAGUCCCCCAGGGUAGAUAUUAGCCGGCUUUUGCGAGAUCCUGGCUAUGAGCCGGAUGCCAUGGCGUCGCGCGGAGCUGGCCGACCUUUGUCCGAACUUUUUGAGCAGCCUUUGUUCGAAAAGCAGCGAAAGCAUUUGGCAGCUGACACCGACGAUGUGCUGCUGGCGACUUCAUUCUUCACCUCCAACGGCAGCGUGCAGAUUGGUAACCUUGCUUGCUGCAUUGAGCUGCCCGUGCCUCACACAUCGUCUGAACUCAGGCGAAUGAAGCGAAGCCCCGAGAACUUUUUCAUCAAAAAGGUCAAAGGAGCUGAAGUGAAAUGGCAUCUUUUGGAUGAGCAGGAGAAAGCCAAGUUCAAGAUCGCCAAGGAAGCUGAGGUUUCUCAAUGGCUUCAAGCCGCCGCAGUGAAGGCCGCCAUUGGGCCGGUGCCUCGAAAUCGGCUCAUCCGGAUGCGCUGGGUCCUGACGUACAAGGACACAGGAGUGCGAGACACCUUGCUGCGCCUUGGCUUUGUUCAGUCAAAAACCGAUCCCUGUUUGUGGUUGUUUUUCCAAGAAGAAGAGGAUGGAAGUAGGAACACCCUGGGUUUCGUGUGCAGCCACGUGGACGAUUUUCUGGUGGCUGGCGAUGAGCAGAGCAGUGCUUGGACCGAUGCUGUGACCUCUUUUUACCAGAGUUUUCGCUGGUCCCCUUGGGAGUGCAAUGCGUACACCCACUGUGGCAUUCAGCUGAAAGAGGAGCAUGAUUUUUCCACGACCCUCGACCACUCAAAGUUCAUCGAAUCCAUUGAGCAGAUUCAGUUCCGUGCACGACCGGACCAUGAGGCAGUCACCCCAGAUGAACUGACACAGUUGAGGGGAAUCCUUGGAGCUCUUCAGUGGCGAACUCACCAAACCACGCCACUUCAGGCGGCUAGGCUGGGACAGUUGCAGAGCGAGAUUAGCCAUGCAACGGUCGGUACCCUGAAGGCAGCCAACAAGUUGGCAAGAGAGGCAUUCCACCAGAGACACGUUUCGACUCGCAUCAACCAGCUGGGACUCAACGACCCCAAGGAGGUCUGCUUCAUAGGAUGGAGCGAUGCUGCACUUGCCAAUCGGCGAGACCUUGGUUCGACGGGCGGCUACAUCAUCGCCAUGACGAGCCCCAGCAUGCUUGACGGAAAGCGGUCACCUCUCACUUUCGUGUCCUGGAGGUCAGCCCGCCUUCAGAGGAAAGCCAGAAGUUCCCUGGCUGCUGAGGCCCAAGCUCUCGCAGAAUGCGACCAGGAGCUGAUGUUUUGUAGGUUGGCUUGGGCUGAGCUUUGCGGUUUUUGUGUGAAUUUGAAGGUGUCUCAUGAGGCAGUGAGCCAAGUCCCUGGCUGCGUCGUGAUCGACGCCAAAGCCUUGUACGAUGUUCUGAUGAAGAAGGAUUUGAAUUCUUCCGGACUUGGCCUCCGAGACAAGUUUUCCGCACUAGAGAUUUUGUGCCUUUUGGAAUCCAUCGAUUUGAACAAGACCACUGUGAGGUGGGUCCAUUCGGAGGCACAGCUGGCAGACGCUUUGACGAAACCCCUGCCAGCGGGCGCACUGUUUAAGGCGAUCGUCGAGGGCCACUGGACUUUGUCGUACGAUCCAGACUUCACCUCGGCAAAACGCCUCAAGUCCUUGCGAUCG
Messenger RNA from Durusdinium trenchii, 6042 nucleotides. NCBI's taxonomy places the organism in Eukaryota, Dinophyceae, Suessiales, Symbiodiniaceae. The record is from the annotation of a GenBank genome assembly.